AUGCAUGGUGAUUCAAACGAUGCCCCGCAGAAGAUACUUCCGCUGGCCAGGGCCGCUAGACCAUCCACAUCUGCUGCUGCACGUUGGCAAGCAGUUGUGAGCCGCGAUGCAACGGCCAAUACAUUCGUCUACGCCGUCCUGACGACAAAAAUAUACUGCCGCCCAUCCUGUCCAGCUCGCCUUGCCCGCCGGGCCAAUGUCAGAUUCUACGACACACCCUCACAGGCAGAAUCAGCGGGGUUCAGGCCCUGUAAGCGCUGCAAGCCGGAAACGCAUUGGGCGGCAAAUCCACAAGUCCAGUUGAUACAAAAGGCUUGUGAAACCAUCAAUUUGGAAGUCCUAAACGGCUGCAAACCGACGCUUCAGAAGCUGGCCAGCGAGGCCAACCUGACGCCCAGUCAUUUCCAUCGCAUUUUCAAAAAGGUCAUGGGCGUGACGCCGGGGCAAUACUCGGCUGCUGCUCUGGAUUGUCGGAAUCGAAAUGUCUCGGUUGACUCUGGCCUAGGUGAGGAUUGGAAUGUGAACCGGCCCCUUGGUGACGAUAGCGUCUGCUACGAGCCUGACCCAUUCGGCGCUUUGAAUGAUUCCCGUGCUUCGACCACCAACGAUGCUGUUGUUUGGAAUGAAUUUGAUGCUGUGUUAGCUGCGGAAAAUGAGUAUAUUCUGUGGCCAGAUGAAGUAAAAUAG
Molecule: messenger RNA, 687 nt
Organism: Aspergillus udagawae
Lineage: Eukaryota; Fungi; Ascomycota; Eurotiomycetes; Eurotiales; Aspergillaceae
Gene: mpt
Product: putative DNA repair and transcription factor Ada
Exons: 1
Coding region: 1-687 (228 amino acids)
Biological process (GO): regulation of DNA-templated transcription; DNA repair
Molecular function (GO): zinc ion binding; DNA-binding transcription factor activity; methyltransferase activity
Source: RefSeq, a predicted model, not a curated record